AUGACGGUCCACGACGCUCCCAACGAGCGAGCGCUCCUAAAGCCUGCCAGCCACGCUCGCUCCAGCUUGCUAUUCGAACUCCCUUCAGAGUUGAUAACCAAGAUCUUCGAGCUCGCCCUUCUAGGCAGUAAACCCAGCGACCUCUCGGCCCUCUCCAAAACCAUCCACAACUACGUCAACGACAUCCUUUACAGAGUCGUAGUCCUGGAUUCUGCCCACUCCAUCCGCCUCUUCCACCGCACAGCCCGCUCCAACCAGCAAGUCUUGAGCUACGUGAAGAAGCUCGUUAUUACUUGGCAAUCCGAUUCAGCGUAUUUAAACCUUAGCAAGGAAAUACGGGGUAUAAUCGCAGAAUGCACGCAGAUUCAUACGCUGGAAAUACCCAUCCUCGAGCCCGAGGCCAUGGCCGACUUUCAUUGGCACCCCAACCUCAUUGAAAUCACCACGCGGUACAUGGAAGCGGACAUUGGCCAGUUCCAAGGAAAGUUGAAAUCGCUUUGGGAUAAAUUGACACAUCUGCGGCUGGCGGAGCCUGCAGAGUUUGGAUGGAAGCGACCUGCGGAUGCAUUGGAGGAAUUCGGCAAUCCGCCUCAACUCGCAUAUCUCCAGCUCUCGCGCCGGGCAAACGCGAACCAGGAGAACGAUCUUAUCUUCGUCGACGACGUACAGAGUAUCCUGCAGGGAGGCGAAUUCCCUUCUUUGAAGGUGCUGAUUGUGUCAGUCAUAGAGGGGAAUGACACUUGGAAGCCGGAGCCGGUCAGAGAGUCGAACAUUUGGGAGAUGUUGGAGGAAGUCGCGAGACAGGAUAAGCGGUUGGUGCUAGUUGAAGGGAAGUACGGAGAGUGGGCUACGGGAUGGAAGGACUUCAGGCCGAUUGAUGGUGGCAUGGCGAGCGAGUUCUGGAAAGAGUAUGGAGUCAAAACAGUUUACUCGUAG
This is a messenger RNA of Coprinopsis cinerea okayama7#130, 936 nucleotides long. RefSeq lists its product as hypothetical. The transcript has a single exon. The coding region runs from base 1 to 936 and encodes 311 amino acids. The record is from RefSeq and is a predicted model, not a curated record. Lineage: Eukaryota; Fungi; Basidiomycota; Agaricomycetes; Agaricales; Psathyrellaceae.